GCCAACCCGAGGUCUCACUGGAGUUCGGAUCAGAUGAGAUGGAGGUCCAGCCUGGCAAAUUUACCAGAAUUGAAGAGACCCGACACGUCCAACGCAACCAACCAGAGGUCUUCCUUGAAUUCAAACCAGAUGAGAUGGAGAUUCAACCUGGCAAAUAUACCAGAAUUGAAGAGACCAGACACGUCCAGCGAGGCCAACCCGAGACUUUACUGGAGUUCGGAUCUGAUGAGUUUGAGGUCCAGCCAGGCAAGUUUACCAGAAUUGAAGAGACCCGACAAGUCCAGCACGACCAACCAAAGGUCUUCCUCGAAUUCAAACCAGAUGAGAUGGAGAUUCAACCUGGCAAAUAUACUAGAAUUGAAGAGACCAGACACGUCCAGCAAGGCCAACCCGAGACCUUACUGGAAUUCGGAUCCGAUGAGUUUGAGGUCCAGCCAGGCAAAUUUACCAGAAUUGAAGAGACCCGACACGUCCAACGCGACCAACCAGAGGUCUUCCUAGAAUUCAAACCAGAUGAGAUGGAGAUUCAACCUAGCAAAUAUACCAGAAUUGAAGAGACCAAACAUGUCCAUCGAGGCCAACCCGAGGUCUUACUGGAGUACGGAUCAGAUGAGAUGGAGGUCCAGCCGAGCAAAUUUACCAGAAUUGAAGAGACUAGACAUGUCCAAAGAGACCAACCCGAGGUCUUACUGGAGUUCGGAUCAGAUGAGAUGGAGGUCCAACCUGGCAAGUUUACCAGACCAGAAGAGAGAAGACCUGGCAAACGAGAACAAACAGAGGUACUACUUGAGAUCAGAUCAGAUGAGAUGGAGAUCAAACCAGGAAAGUUUCAAAAACUUCAGCAGACAAGGACAGCUGAAGAAUCAGGAAGACUGGAGCAAGUUGAACUUGAACUGGAAGUCAAACCAGAAGAGGACAGACCUGGGAAGUUUGGAAAACCACAAUUCAAACCAAAGGAUGAAAAACUUAGCAAACUGGAACCUGAAGAAAUCAAGCAAACAGAGGUCAAACCAGAGGAGGUCAAGCCUGGGAAGUUCGGAAAACCUCAGCUCAAACCUAAGGAAGAAAAACCUGACAAGCCAGAAGAAGUGGAGCUUGUUUUAGAAGUCACACCAGAGGAGGUAAAACCAGGAAAGUUUGCAAAACCAGAGCUCAAACCUAAAGAUGAAAAACCAGACAAACCCAAACUAGAGGAAAUCAAGCCAACAGAGGUCAAACCAGAGGAGGUAAAACCAGGGAAGUUUGCAAAACCUGAGCUAAAACCGAAAAAUGAAAAACCAGGCAAACCAGAACCAGCAGAGAAGGUGAAACCUGAUAAAUUUGCGAAACACGCUCCAGAACCAGAAGAAAAAAAACCUGGUAGAUUUGCUAAGCCUCAACUGAAACCUAAAGACGACAAACCCAGCAAGCCUGUCCCAGAACCAGUGGAAGUUAAACCUGUCGAGGUUACACCAGAGGAAGUCAAGCCUGGAAAGUUUGCUAGACCUCAACUGAAACCAAAAGAUGAAAAACCCAAGCCAGAUGAGGUGAAGCCUGACAAGUUUGUUAAACCAGUCCCAGAGCCAGAAGUCAAACCGGGUAGCUUUGCCAAGCCCCAAGAAGCUAAGCCAGAGGAAGUCAAGCCUGGAAAAUUUGCAAAACCAGAACCAGAAGAAGUAAAACCUGGCAGAUUCCCUAAGCCUCAGCUCAAACCAAAAUAUGAGAAACCUAAACCGGAAGAGGUGAAGCCUGACAAGUUUGCUAAACCAAUCCCAGAACCAGAAGCCAAACCUGGUAGAUUUGCCAAGCCCCAACUACAACCAAAAGAUGAGAAGCCAAACAAGCCACAAGAGCCGGAACAGGUCAAACCAAAAGAUGCUAAACCAGGGGAAGUUAAGCCUGGAAAGUUUGCCAAGCCAGCUCCAGAACCAGAAGAAAAAAAACCUGGCAGAUUUGCUAAGCCUCAGCUGAAACCUAAAGAUGACAAACCCAGCAAGCCCGUCCUAGAACCAGUGGAAGCUAAACCUGUAGAAGUCAAACCAGAAGAAGCCAAACCUGGCAGAUUCCCUAAGCCUCAGCUCAAACCAAAAGAUGAAAAACCUAAACCGGAAGAGGUGAAGCCUGACAAGUUUGCUAAACCAGUCCCAGAACCAGAAGUCAAACCUGGUAGAUUUGCCAAGCCCAAAGAUGCUAAGCCAGAGGAAGUCAAGCCUGGAAAGUUUGCAAAACCAGAACCAGAAGAAGCCAAACCUGGCAGAUUCCCUAAGCCUCAGCUCAAACCAAAAGAUGAAAAACCCAAACCGGAAGAGGUGAAGCCUGACAAGUUUGCUAAACCAGUCCCAGAACCAGAAGUCAAACCGGGUAGAUUUGCCAAGCCUCAAGACGCUAAGCCAGAGGAAGUCAAGCCUGGAAAGUUUGCAAAACCAGAACCAGAAGAAGCCAAACCUGGCAGAUUUCCUAAGCCUCAGCUCAAACCAAAAGAUGAAAAACCCAAACCGGAAGAGAUGAAGCCUGACAAGUUUGCUAAACCAGUCCCAGAACCAGAAGUCAAACCGGGUAGAUUUGCCAAGCCUCGAGAUGCUAAGCCAGAGGAAGUCAAGCCUGGAAAGUUUGCAAAACCAGAACCAGAAGAAGCCAAACCUGGCAGAUUCCCUAAGCCUCAGCUCAAACCAAAAGAUGAAAAACCUAAACCGGAAGAGGUGAAGCCUGACAAGUUUGCUAAACCAGUCCCAGAACCAGAAGUCAAACCUGGUAGAUUUGCCAAGCCCAAAGAUGCUAAGCCAGAGGAAGUCAAGCCUGGAAAGUUUGCAAAACCAGAACCAGAAGAAGUAAAACCUGGCAAAUUUGCCAAGCCUCAGCUCAAACCAAAAGAUGAGAAACCUAAACCAGAAGAGGUGAAACCUGACAAGUUUGCUAAACCAGUCCCAGAACCAGAAGUCAAAGCGGGUAGAUUUGCCAAGCCCCAACUACAACCAAAAGAUGAGAAGCCAGGCAAGUCACAAGAGCCAGAACGUGUCAAACCAAAGGAUGCUAAGCCAGAGGAAGUUAAGCCUGGAAAGUUUGCAAAACCAGAACCAGAAGAAGCCAAACCUGGCAGAUUUGCCAAGCCUCAGCUCAAACCAAAAGAUGAAAAGCCCAAGCCACAAGAGCCGGAACAAGCCAAGGUUAAGCCAGAGGAUGUCAAACCUGAUAAGUUCGCCAAGCCAACCCCUGAAAAGAUCAAACCUGAGGAAAAAGAUCACAAACCCAAACCCAAAACACCCGCGAAGAAAGAUGAAGAAGCUCCACCAGAGAAGAAGCCACGCCCUGGUGAUGCACCUGACUCCGCCCCUAAACCAGAAACUGCCCCCGACUCUGCCCCUAAACCAGGAACUGCCCCAAAGCCAAAGACCGCCCAAGAGCCUGAAACCGCCCCAGUUGAGGAGGCUAUUACACCAAUGGAUCAAACCCCCGCUGAAUCUGCACCUACUCCUAUGGAAAUUGAGAUCAGUCCAGAGGGUGGAAUCAUUCCCCAGCAGGUACAAGAGACCCAUUCAGCUCCCAAACAGCGGCGGAUGUCUGCCACAGACUACCUAGAUGAAGAGCCCAUCCAAGAAUCAAAGCCAGGAAUCGAAGAGAGCGCCCCCAUUGAUAAGACCCCCACAGAAGACGAAGGGUUCAAGAGGUCAGGUCAAGCAGUCAAACCACCUGCCAUCAAACCUGCCGUUCCUCCACCAGCUGUCAAGAUGAAGGAUGAGGGAUUUGCGCCCUCGUUCAUUGAAUCACCCUGCAAAGUACAAGUUGUGGAAGGUCAGUCGGUGAAGUUUGAAGCUGUGGUUGAGGGCAACCCUAAACCUGAGGUCACAUGGUAUAAGGGUACCAAUGUCAUUAACGACGGCUUUAAGAAUCGCUAUGCUGUCAAAUACUUUGACCAGCGCGAUGUCCAUGUUCUGGAAGUUAAGAAGACGGUGAUGUCGGAUACCGGGAAGUUCAGCUGUAAGGUUGAGAAUCCUAAUGGCAAGGAUGAACGCGUCUUCUCCCUUAUGGUGACUGACAACCCGGACAAGACUGAGGAAGAGCAAGCAGCAGAGGAUGAAGAGAAACCUGCCACUGAAGAGCUUGACUUCCGUGCUAUGCUACGUCACAGAGAGGUAGAACGUCGUGAGUCUAAGGUUGAGGUACCAGACUGGGGAACACUCAAAGAUACUGACGUACUUGAGAAAGAGGGGGCUGAGAUAACGAGACCGCUGAAGUCCGCUAGAGCAAAUGAGCGUGACGGUCGAAUUAAGCUGGAGAUCGGUGCUAGGGCACUGGGCGUCAAACCAACAUGGUACAAAGAUGACAAAGAAAUCACUGCCAGUAAGAAGUACAAGAUCAAAAGUGCUGGCAAUGACUUUGAGAUGACGAUUGUCGACUUGAAAACGUCCGACAGCGGAAAUUAUACUGUGAAGUUUGGUGACUAUGCUGAGUCCAAAUGUAAUGUCGUCGUUGAUGCGGCCCCACCACCUGGCAAACCAAAGGUAGAUUAUGUGACUCUCCUGAAGCCCAUCGAAGUCCAUGAAGGGCAAGACGCAAAGUUCACCUGCGAGCUGUCUGGAGAUUGCAUGGAUCUGGGCUGGUAUAAGAACAACGAGAAGGUCCCACCUCGAGAUAAAAAGUGUGAGGUGAAACGUCUGGGUCGUAGACACACUCUGAUUGUGAAGGAUUGUAGAGCGGCGGAUCAAGGAGAGAUCGCUAUCAGUGUGUUUGGAUUAUACAGUCGAGCUGAUCUGACUGUCAAAACAAAGCCCAAGUUUGUGAAGGAGUUAUCCCCAGUGUCUGUGGUCGAAGGUAGAUCCUGCGCCCUUCAAUGUGAGAUCUCGGACUUCACUUCGGACGUCAAGUGGUUCAAAGACGGCAAGCCGGUCACUCUAAACGAUCAAGUGGUCAGUAAGUCGGACAAAGGUGUUCGCAAGUUGGUCUUCUACAAAGCAAUGUUUGAUGAUACUGCGGAGUACACCGUUAAGUUUACCACUUUGGAGUCCAAGGCAAAGUUAUCAGUUACAGAGCCACCAAACUUCUCCGGGAAUCUCCCAGAAGAAACCGAAGCCUUUGCUCACGAAGACGCUGAAUUCACCACCGAAGUUGACAGUCCUGAAGCCGAGGUCUUCUGGUUUAAGAACGGGAAACCCCUGGAGCCUGACGAUGACAAGUACGAGGUGAUUGCAGACGGUAACACCAGGAAACUGAUUAUCAAAGAUGUCGGACCAUCGGAUCAAGCAAACUACGCCUGCGCUCUGGAUGAGACUAGGGCCACACGCUCUAACCUCAAAGUUCAAGCACCACCGACCCUCAAAGUGCCUCUUGACAUGGAAGACAUCGUCGUCAAAGCCGGUGAACCAGUGGAGGUCAACUUAGACAUCUCCGGCUCUCCAGCACCUAAAGUAGAAUGGAGUAAACCAGGAGUGAGUUUGGUUCCAGAUGACCGCACACAGAUGGUGACAAUGCCUGAGAACGCUACUUUGUUGAUAACGCACACGGAUCGUGACGAUACCAAUGAGUACACGGUUAAUGUGUCUAAUAAGCACGGCACUGAGACAGCCAACUUCAAGAUCACCGUCAUUGACAAACCACAGAAACCUGAGAAUGUUAAAAUCGUCGGUUACGACGAGCACUCUGUCUCUCUCGCCUGGAAGCCCCCAACAGACAACGGUAACUGCCAGAUCACGCACUACAUCGUCGAGUACAAAGAAACAAAGCGUGGUGAUUGGGCAAUCGCUGAUGAUAGUGUGACAUCGCCGGAGUUCACUGUUCCCGAUCUGACUGAAGGGAAAGAGUACAUAUUCCGUGUUGCUGCGGUGAAUGAAGUGGGUACCAGUGAACCGACUCAGUGUGACAGGCCUCAGGUUGCCAAGGAACCAUUCGAACCCGCUGAUCAAAUGGAACCACCCGUCGUUGUUGAUACUCACGACGGUAGCAUCGAGCUCAAAUGGUCCCCACCUGACUUUGACGGGGGCUGCCCCAUUACUGGCUACAUCAUUGAGAAACGAGAAGCGGGCUCCCCACGUUGGUCUAAGGCUAAGAAGGAACCGAUCAAGGGAAACUCAUUUGAGGUUCCGUCGCUCAGUCAAGGGGCUGAGUACGAGUUCCGAGUGAUUGCUGUGAAUAAGGCUGGUGAGAGUGAGCCGAGUAAACCAAGCAAACCAGCUCUUGCUCGAGAACCAAUCGACCCGACCUUACCACCAGGUCAACCCGUUAUUGAAGACGUCACUAAAGAUUCCGUCACCCUCUCCUGGGAUAAACCUGAAGACGACGGAGGCAGCCCGAUCAAAGGCUACUACGUUGAGAAGAAGAAUCCUCAGACCGGCGAAUGGGAGAGAGUCAAUAAGAAGCCCAUCAAAGACACUAAGUUCAAAGUGCCUGAUCUUGUUGAAGGGGAGGAAUAUGAGUUUAGAAUCUUGGCUGAGAAUGAGGCUGGGAUGAGUGAGCCUAGCGUUGUGUCACCGCCGGUUGUGGCUAAAGAUCCAGAAAUUCCUCCAUCUUUGGACGUCUCCCAGCUCAAGGACCUGACCAUCAAAGCCGGCCAGAACAUCAAACUGGUAGUAGCCUUCACUGGUACCCCAACACCCAAGGCAUCAUGGACCCUAGAUGAGGAUGAGAUCAUCCCUGAUGAGAGAACCAAAGUACGCGGGGCACCAACCAAUACUGAGCUUGUUGUCAUGGAUGCUAGACGCAGUGACACCGGCGUGUACACGGUAGUUGUGACUAAUCCGUUUGGAACCGAGAAAGGAACAUCUAGCGUGAAUGUUCUUGAUAAACCAAGUCCACCAAAAGGUCCCAUUGACGUCAGUGAUGUCACAGCCAGCUCUUGCGUGUUGACAUGGCAACCACCAGCAGACGAUGGCGGUCAACCAAUCAGCAACUACGUUAUUGAGAAGAGAGACAUCAAGCGAUCUGGUUGGUCAGUUGUCAAUGACACCACCAAAGACACCACAGUCAAGAUUACCAAGCUGCAGGAGGGAACUGAGUACAUGUUCCGUGUUGCAGCAGAGAGCAGCUUUGGUGUUAGCAAACCACUAGAGACUCCACACACUGUCCUUGCUAAGAACCCAUAUGAUGAGCCCGGUGCGCCUGGUGUACCAGAGGUGACUGACUAUGACCAUGACUUUGUGGAGUUGGAAUGGUCCCCACCAGAGGAUGACGGUGGGGCUGAUAUCGAGGGAUAUGUCAUUGAGAAGAAAGAGAAAGCCAGUACUCGCUGGAUGGAUGCAACAGAUAAACCAAUUAGAGGAAACCACUUCAAGGUUCCUAAUUUGGGUGAAGGUCGUACGUAUGAGUUCCGUGUCAGUGCUGUUAAUAAGGCAGGCAAAGGCAAACCAAGCAAGGUCUCAGAACCCAAACUUGUCAAGGCUAAAUUCUCCAAACCUGUUCUUCGCAUUGACCGUCUGAAGGAUGUCAAGAUCCGCUCCGGUCAAGAGUUGAAACUUCAAGUCCCCUUCGAUGGCAGCCCACCACCAACAGUGACCUGGAAAAAGAAUGGUAGCGAGCUCCAGCCAUCAGACCGUGUAGUCAUCGACAACUCGGAUGAGUUGACGAUCGUUAGAGUGCGUGAAACGGAACGGGACGAUACUGGAGAGUAUGAGUUGAUUCUUACUAACGACUCUGGAACACUGAACGCCAAAUGCAAUGUGAACAUCCUUGACAAGCCUUCCCCACCUGAAGGCCCUCUCCAAGUCACCGACAUCACCAACGAAUCCUGCCGCCUUAGCUGGAACCCACCAGCAGACGAUGGCGGUAGCGAGAUCGCCAACUACCACGUUGAGAAACGCGAAUCCGACGAUGACUAUUGGACAAAGUGCAGCAGUUUCGUCCAAUCACCCGGCUUCACCGUGCCGAAGCUGUCCAGAGGGAAGGAGUAUGUUUUCCGUGUAAUGGCGGAGAAUGCUCAUGGUGGAGUCAGUGGGCCAUUGGAAUCGGCGCCAAUCACGGCUAAGAAUCCAUAUGAUGAACCUGACGCCCCAGGAAAGCCAAAGAUCGUCAGUUAUGAUCGCGACCGCGCCGACCUCCAAUGGUCCGAACCGGUCUCCGACGGCGGGGAUGCCAUCACUGGUUACAUUGUUGAGAAGAAGGAACCCAAAGCAUCUCGCUGGUCUCGGGUCAACAAGUCCCCGAUCCUGAGCACUAAGUUCAGUGUACCUGGCUUGAUACAAGGACGUCAGUAUGAAUUCAGAGUUGUUGCUGAGAACCGGGCCGGACCUAGUCAACCUAGUGCUGAGUCGGAUAUCAUGACGGCCAAACCGGAAUUCGAGAAACCUGCCAUCGACACCAACGCCUUCAGCCUUCGUGAUAUCAAAGUCAAACAGGGAGAGCCUUUUGAUAUCAAGGUUCCCUUCACAGCCAGCCCUGCCCCUGACGCCAUCUGGUACAAAGACAACCGUGAGCUGAAGACCUCUCCAAACGUAGAGGUUGAGAUAACGGAGGAGGUAGCUACACUGAGAAACAAAGCAUCAGAGAGAGGAGAUAGCGGGAAAUAUAAGGUCACCUUGGAGAACGAUUCAGGGACGGAUUCUGUCUCUCUCACAGUCACUGUCCUCAGCCCUCCUCUUGCGCCCAAGGCUCCAUUGGAUUACUCCGAGUUCCAGAAGGACUCAGUCAAGUUGACUUGGAAUCCCCCAGAGCAUGAUGGGAAUGGAACCAUCACCGGGUACGUCAUCGAGCAGCGUGACGGUAACCGUGACAACUGGAGUAAGGUUACGAGCUCGGCAUCUCAGGGCGGAUACACCGUCAAGAAUCUCAUCAAUCAUAACGAUUACGCGUUCCGUGUUUCUGCCGUCAAUCAGUACGGAGUCAGCGAGCCUCUGGAUGGUAGACAGGUCAAGAUCAAACUGCCAUUCGAUGAGCCUGAUUCACCCAGUGUACCUAAGAUCGAUGCUAUCGAUCGUAACUCAGCGGCCCUCAGCUGGUCGUCCCCUCUCAAUGAUGGUGGUAGCCCAGUUACCGGUUACGUCGUUGAGUACCGGCCAACAGACAGCAAUAAAUGGUCACCAGCUAACUCCUACCCAACCAAGGAGGAGAGCUACACUGUACCUGGUCUUGCCGAGGGGCAAGAGUACCAGUUUAGAGUGAUUGCCUUGAAUGAGGCAGGACCAGGGAAGCCAAGCAGAGCUACGGAAUCCGUCGUUGCAAAAGCACCAAUUCUGCCGGCUGAUGCACCAGGGCGUCCAUCAGUUGAUAAAGUCCGCAAGGAUCACAUUGGUGUUUCUUGGACAAGACCAGUGUCUGAUGGUGGAUCUAAAAUUAUUGACUACGUGGUUGAGAAACGCAAGGUUCCAGACAGUGGUCACAAGGGUGACUGGGUAGAGGCUGUCAAAGUAUCACCAAAGGAAGAGCAAGCUAUCGUACCUGAUCUUGAAGAGGGGGAACAAUAUGAGUUCAGAGUACGAGCCAAUACAGAGGCUGGGCCGCCGGGCAAACCAAGCACACCAACACCAGCUGUGACUGCUGAAGAUAGACCAGAGCGUCCCGUCUUGGACAUCUCCUCACUGAAAGACAUCAAGGUCAAAGGUGGUGAUAGCUUCGACUUCAAGCUCAACUUCACGGGAGUACCCAAACCUGAAAUAACCUGGGAGCUGAACGGGGCUCCAGUGAAGGAGGAUGGUCGUUCGAUCAUCAAAUCAACUCAUGAUGUGACUGCAUUGAUUGUUGAGAGCGCGCGGCGUUCUAAUGGAGGGCGCUAUACUAUUACACUGAAGAACAGCGCUGGGAGUGAUACUGGAAAGGUCAAAGUGGUUGUUCUGGAUGCACCCGAUACCCCAGAGGGUCCCCUCAAGGUGUUCAACAUCACCCCAGACUCCGCCUCCCUCUCCUGGAGACCACCUAAAGACGGCCCAGACGACGUUGAGAACUACAUCGUGGAGAAGAAAGAUGGCGACACCGGCACGUGGAAUAAGGUCAGCAGUUUCUGCGCUACACCGAACAUCAAAGUACGCAAUCUACAACAAGGGACUGAGUACAUGUUUAGAGUCAGUGCUGAGAACCAGUAUGGCUCUAGUAAGCCAUUGCUGAGUGAACCCAUCAUUGCUAAGCAUCCAUUUGAUGCUCCUGGAGCCCCCCAAGCCCCUCAAGCAACCCAGACCGACCGCACAGCCAUCAGCAUUGCAUGGAAGCCACCAACCCACGACGGUGGCAACCCCAUCUCAAGCUACAUCGUUGAGAAACGUGAAGCUGGUAUGACAAAAUGGUCCCCUGCUACCAGGGCGCCAGUGAAGGACACGAGUUGCUCUGUGCCGAAGCUGAACGAAGGAACAGAUUAUGAGUUCAGAGUGACUGCUCAGAAUGAGGCUGGACCGGGAAGGCCGAGUGAAGCUAGUGAAGCCAUUACGGCUGCUCCACCCUCAGUGAAACCUAAGAUUCGUGGUGAUUCCCGCAGUAAAGACGUCACCGUUCUAGCCGGUGAACCAUUCAGAGUUGAUAUACCAUUUGAGAGUACUCCAGCACCUCAUGUCACUAUGACACAAGACGACAAAGGUGGUGCCGAGGUCUCCUUUGGUGGUCGCUUCAAUGUAGAGGAAAGCCCUGAAACAGAAACCAUUUCAUGCAAGAGAUCUGAGCGCUCUGACAGCGGGAAAUACACAGUUACAUUGAGAAAUAAUGAAGGUGCUGAUACAUGCAGUCUGAGAGUCACUGUUGUAGACAAGCCUGGUCCUCCAGAGGCUCCGUUAGAGGUAACUGAUGUCACAGCAGAGUCAGCCAAAUUGGCAUGGAACCCACCCAAGGAUGAUGGAGGUAGCCGUAUCACCAACUAUGUGGUGGAAAAGAGAGAAGGUGUACGUAGCUGGAACAAGGUGACUAGUUUUGUUCGGGUACCAAACUACAACGUGGGAGAUCUCGAUGAAGGGCAGCAGUAUUUCUUCCGUGUCAGAGCGGAGAACCAGUAUGGUGUCGGUGAACCAUUGGAACAAUCCACAGCAGUAGUCGCUAAGAAUCCAUACGAUGUUUCUGACGCCCCUGGUAAGCCUGUGAUUGAGGAGGUAGAUCGAGGGUUCGUCAGCAUGACUUGGGAAGCACCUCAUAACGACGGAGGAGCAAAGAUUGCUGGAUAUAAUGUUGAGAAGAGAGAACCAGAUAUGGAUUGGGUUCAGUGCAAUAGUUACUUGGUAAAGGACACCAGGCUAUCCUUGAGUAAUCUGAAAGAGACAAAUGAGUAUGAGUUCCGAGUGAUUGCUAAGAACUCGGCUGGACUGAGUCCCCCGAGCAGACCAUCCAACGCUGUCAUCCCUAAACCUCAAUACUCUGUUUCUGACAAGCCAGGCGUACCUGAAGUAGAGAGUGUUACUCCAAACUCUGCUGAUCUGACUUGGUCAGCACCGUCUUCAGAUGGUGGCAGUCGUAUCUCUGGCUACACGGUUGAGAAACGUGAGAUUGGUGCGCCAACAUGGCAAAAGGCUAACCGGUACCCACUCAAGGAACCCAAAUUCACCCUGGAUGGGCUCGAGGAUGGGAAAGAGUAUGAGGUACGAGUUAUUGCUGAGAAUGCUGCAGGACCAAGUGAGCCAAGCCACUCAGAAACACCUAUCAAGGCUAAAGAAGCAUUCAAGGGAACGGCUCCAUUCUUUGAUAGAAGAGCUGAGAACAUCACAGGAUGUCAAGGGGAUACAACAAGGUUUGAAGUUGCUGUUAGUGGUAAUCCAGAACCGACUGUCAAAUGGUAUAAGAACGGUCUUGAGAUCUUCUCUGGUGCGAGGGUGAGUGCUCGGCAGCAUGAUGAAGUCUUCCUCUUGACCUUGAAUGACCUCAAAGAUGCUGAUUCUGGAGAGUACACCUGCGAAGCUAGUAACAAGAACGGCACUGAGAAAUGCAAAGCUAAACUUGUUGUUCACAUGGCUCCUUCAGUUGGAAUGGUCCCCCGUGAUAUCACAGUUGAAGUAGGCCAGCCAUUCAAGAUGAAGAUUCCAUUCACUGCUACAGGGGAGGUCACAGCCCGCUGCACGAGGGAUGGCGAACCAGUUGAGGAAGGCCGAGUGAAGGUGAAUAUCUUUGAUGAUUACGCCGUCAUGAGCGUCAAGGAGGCAGAAUCACUUGAUAAUGCAAACUUUAAGGUUAACAUCAGUAACGAUGCUGGAAUGGACACGGCUUCCUUCGCCGUCAAAGUCCUGGAUGCCCCCGGUGCACCAAGAGGCCCUCUAGAGGUUGGUGUAGUGACUAACCACUCCAUUCAAAUAUCAUGGAAACCCCCAUCUCAUAAUGGAGGACUCCCAGUCAAGUCUUACGUUGUGGAGAAAAAGGAGGAAGGAACAUCAGACUGGAUCCCAGUGUCCAGUUAUGUGACCGAGACUCACUUCACAGUACCCAACCUUCAAACCGGUGUACCCUACGAGCUUCGUGUCUCAGCGGAGAACGAGAUCGGUGUCGGUAAACCACUCUCUGGUGAUGGAGCAAUCGUUGCUAAGAGUCCCUACGAUGCACCAGGUAAACCCGGGGAGCCAGACGUGAGCUCUAUUGGUAGGGAUUUUGUGGUGUUGACGUGGACCAGGCCUCAUUCAGAUGGUGGCAGCCCAAUCUCUGGGUAUACCAUUGAAAAGACUGAGACUGGAAAUGAUAGAUGGGUUCAAGUGACCCGUGGCCCAGUCAUGCAGCUAAUCUACACCAUCCCUAAUCUGAUUGAGGAUCGAGAGUAUGACUUUAGAGUCUUUGCAAUCAACGAGGCUGGAUUAAUCAGUGAGCCUGCUGUAGGAAGCAACCCUGUCUUGGUCAAAGAUCCAAAUGAGGUGAUAAGACCUAAGUUUGUUGAGAGUCUUAGAGACAUCACAGCCCAUGAGGGUAGGACCGUAUCAUUUGAAUGUACGUUCAGCGGUAAACCUCAACCAGACGUCAAAUGGUUCAAAGGAACUCGUGAAAUCUUCAAUAAUAAUAAAUAUCAGGGUGAGAUUGACGGUAAUUCAGCCACGCUGACUGUCAACGAUGUCAAGCCAGAAGAUGCUGAGGAAUACUCGUGUGAGAUUAGAAACAAAGGAGGACGAAAGCUCAGCAGAGGACAGCUCGUUGUCAAAUUUGCCCCAAGAAUCCGACUUCCAGCCCGACUUGAAGACACUGUAGUAACCUUCUUGAAGACCGAAGACAUCAAACUGAAGAUCCCCGUUACUGGUUAUCCUAAGCCUGAAUCCUCAUGGACUGUGAAUGGUAGAUCCAUCUCUAGGGGUAUUGAAGACGCUACCAGGCACUCUAUACUGACUGUGGCUAGUGCAACCAGGAAGGAUAGCGGACAGUAUGAGAUCAUUGCUGAGAAUGAAGUCGGUAGCGAUUCUGCAGUCAUACAUGUAUCCGUUCAUGAUGUUCCUUUAGCUCCAACUGAUCUCCAAGCCUCCGACGUAUCCCAUGAGUCAGUCGAACUCAACUGGACAGCGCCCGCUGAUGACGGUGGUUGUCGUAUCGAUGCGUAUAUCUUAGAGAAGCGAGAGAGGGGAGCGGAGUCGUGGAGUCGCGCUGGAUUCACAUCCGGGCUGACCAGCCAUGUGGUUAUCAUGCUAACUCCGAAUAAGGAAUAUAAGUACAGAGUACGAGCUGAGAAUACAAUUGGUUCCAGUGAACAUGCUGAGGUGUCUCAUACUAUCUCUAUGCCAGAACCAGAGAAGCCGAUCAAGAUGAAAAUUGUAGCUGAAGAAGAAUCGGAGAUGCAACCACAAAGGCGUAGAUUGCCAAAAGUUCAUGACUACGAUUCGAUUGUUGACGAGAGUUUCGCACACAAGAAAGUCAAACUGCGCAAGACAUCUCCAAGAGAUCGUUAUGAAUUUGGGGAAGAACUUGGACGGGGUGAUUAUGGAGUCGUCCAACGCUGUCUUGAGAAACCAACCGGGCGUAACUUUGCCGGCAAGCUCAUCGAUGUUGAAUCAUCCGAUAAAGAAUACAUCAAACAUGAAAUGGACACGAUGAGCGCCCUCCAGCAUCCGCGACUUCUACAGCUUCAUGAUGCCUACGAUUCUGACAAUCAAAUGGUCAUGAUCCUUGACUUCUUGAGUGGUGGUGACAUCUUUGACCGAAUUAAAGACAGAGACCAGCUAUCAGAAGAGGAGGUUGCUAGAUACACUAAGCAAGUCUUGGAGGGUCUCAACUACCUUCAUCUUAGGAACUACAUGCAUCUAGAUCUUAAACCUCAAAGCAUUAUUUACGAGACAAAGAAAAGCAGCAACAUCCGAAUCAUUGACCUUGGCAUGGCCACCAAGCUGAACCCAGAGGAGAGGGUAAAGGUCGCAUUAGGGUCACCUGAAUAUUCAUCACCUGAGCUGCUCAACGGCCAAGCUGUCGGCUUUUCUAAUGACAUGUGGUCGGUUGGAGUUAUAGUCUACAUGCUCUUGAGUGGCAUCCACCCCUUCGGUCAUGAUGCUGAGAAGAUCAAGCGAGGGCGCUUUGACUUUGACCAAGGAGCCUUCCGUAACAUCUCAGAUGAAGCUAAAGAUUUCAUCAGCAAACUCCUCGUUGUCGACACAGAGCAGAGAAUCCCAGCCUAUGAAGCUCUGGAUCAUCCAUGGCUGAAAGACUGCAGUAAAUGGAAUAGGAAUCGUAUUCCUAUAGAUAGACAUAUGCUUCUUCUAGAACGACCUGGAUGGAUGCCCGGUACCCAAUCCCUUGGCAUUGGACGGAUUUCCAACACAAGUGGACAUAGAAGACGAAGACCCCUGGACACCGACUUCGUCAUUGAAGUUUCAAUGUCACGCAAAGAAGCGCGUCCACGCUUUGUCCGUAGACCCAUUGAUACAUUUGCAAUGGAGGAUCGUGAUGCUACAUUCAACUGCGUCAUCGCUGCACCAUCAGAUCCCGUUGUAUCAUGGUUCAAGGAUAACAAGGAGUUGAAGCAGAGCCUCAAGUACAAGUCUAAAUAUGAUGAUGUGAACUAUCAGUUGGUAGUUAGUCGUGUGCAGCUGGAUGAAGCUGGUCAGUACGUGGUUAGAGCGGUCAACUCGUACGGAGAACUCACUAAGGAAUCUCAUCUGGCUGUUGAACCUGAUCCAAUGAAGCAUCAAGUCACAAGAAAAAGACGCGUUGAGCAGCAAGCCUUGCCACCAGCUCGGCCAGACUCUAAACCACUCUUCACAUUCCGUCUUCGACCACGGACCAUCCAAGAAGGAACUAGCGUCAGAUUGAGCUGUAUCGUUGCUGGUUACCCAGAGCCUAAGGUAACUUGGAUGAGAAACGGUGAGGAUAUUCCUAAGGCUCAUCCAGACUUCAAGCAGGAGUACUCCUAUCGUAUGGCUGUACUGGAGAUUGACCGUGCUACUGUACAAACAUGCGGUAGAUUCACAUGUAUUGCACAGAACUGCAUGGGUACUGAAGAAACGGAAUGUGUCAUCAGUGUGGAAGAUCGUUCUAGAAGAGGAGGUGCCAGCAGCACCACUGAGUACAGUUCUAGUUCUAGUUCUUCAGCACGUCGUUCAAAGAGACGAGAGGAACUAACAGAAGAUGAUACUAUGUCUGCUGCUAAGACAAUCCAACAAGGAUUCCGAGAGUACAAGCAUAAGAAGGAAAGUGUCUCUGAGUCCAUUGUGGAGACGGAAGACGGAGGACAACGAACAAAGAGAGAGAAAAGGAAAGAGAAACAAGAAGAAGUGUAUGGAGUAGAAACAUUUGAGAAAGAUGCCGAAGGAAAAGAGAGCGGUGGCCAGUUUGAGAUCUCAGCAUCAGCAGAAAUAGACAUCGACUUGGGAGAUCCUGAAACAGAGAAGGCUGCCUUGACGAUCCAGGCUGGCUUCAAGGGAAUGAUGGCACGUAAGAAGGAGGCUGAAGAUGAGGAAGGACAUGAAGAUGAAGAAGGAGGCGUCAUUGAAGAGGUUCAGGAUACUGGAGAGAUGGAGAUCAUUAUACAGGAUGAUGCUAAUGUAGAGGAGGCAACAAUGGAUGAGCAAGCUGGAGAAAAUGAAUCUGCUGGAGUUGCAGAGGGGUAUAAAGGUCCAGUGAUGGUCGUCCAGCCAGAGCCUGUUAGUGUAGAUGAAGGAUUGAGUGCCAAAUUCUACUGUAAGCUAAUGGAAGCUGCUGAUGAAGUGUUCUGGCUUCAAGAUGACCGCGCUCUUGAAGAUGGCGGUCGUUUCUCUCUGGUAUCCGAAGACAACGAGUACCGUCUUGAGAUCCCGAUGGCGUUAUCAACAGACACUGGCAAGUACACCUUCAAAGCUAAGAAUGCAUUUGGAGAAUGUCAGACGUCCUUCUCUCUUCAGGUGAUUCUUGAUGAUGCUGAGCCUGUCAACAUAGAGGAGUUGCUCAAAUCUGUCGAGUAACAUCGCCUCUCGUUCUCCUUAGAAAAAAAGUAAUUCGCAAGAAAUCUUAACUAGGUUUUUUGCGGACACCCUUAUUGGGAAAUUUUCUGAAAACCGUCCAUUGGUAUUUGAGUAGUUAUUUAGAAAUUCUUGUAGCAACGCUACAAUUUCUUUUGUUGACUGUGUGUUGUUAUUCAACUCAUAGUGUCACCAUAAUUCCAGUCACUUACAUCUGGAGAUGUAAAUGUAAGGACUGGAUUUAAGCCUGCCCAAUUGGGAAUAAGUUUUAUCCCAAUCAGGGAUACAAGUAUCGAUUAGGAUUUAUUUAUAUCCCAAUUGAGAAUAAUUUAUAACUUAAUCAGAGGAUAGGAUUACCAAUUAGGGUUGAUCGAUAUCCCAAUUGUGAAUGAUUUAUAUCUCAAUAAGGGGACAGGAGUACCAAUCAGGGUCGACCAAUAUCCCAAAUUGGGUAGUUUUUGUAGCAGAACUUGUGAGUGGAAUUAUGGAUGAUACACAAGCCCCCAGUGUACUAUCCAUAGUUGUUUAGUAUACCUUGAUCGAGACCCAUUGUAACCCUCAUUGGGUGAAAGUGGUUCUGUUCAGGGUACAAGACUGCUUCCAUCGAGAGAGUAUGGUGACAAUAAUCGUCUAUGAGUCAAUGCACUAAGCAAGUGAAACUGAAGUGUUUUAUUUAAGUCACAACCUCCCUAAAACUAAAAGUGAUGUUGUCUUCUUGGUAGCUGAGUGAGGAAAGAUGACAACAAAAUAGAAAUAGUUGAAAUAAUAUCAAGAAUGCAUCACAUGGUGACUGCUCACUCAUUUGAGUUGUGUUGGCAAAGUUCAAAGUUGGUGGUGAGGCUUUGUGUAAAAUGCCUAGCUGGUACUAUUGUGACCAGUACAGUAAUUCUUUAUUUAAAAAAGAAAGAAAAUAUUUACACAUAAAAUCAACAGCUUGAAGUUUAUAUUCACUACCCAUAUGAUGCAUUCAACUUGUGAUGGAUUUUUUUACAACUAUUGGAAACAGUUUUAGGAGAGAACUGCAUGUAGGAAUGAAAAAGUGCAGUAACAAUUUUGUUGUAAACAAAAUAUUGAUGAAAUCUUACAAAGCUUGCAUAACGCAGGUUUUGAAUGUUUUAUUUCUUUGUCUUUCUGUUGUUACUUUCAUUUGUACUCAAACUCAGUUAAAUGUUUGACAACAAAAGUUGAGUUUGAGGAGUUGUUUUUCAUGAAUAUUUACAAAAAGAAGUAAAUAUAUUGAAUUUGCUGUGCAAUGCUUAUUUGUGAACAUUGACUUAGUUUUAUUGGCAUUUGUCACAUUUCGGACAUUUGUUCAUUGUUUUGGACUGAGUGCUUAUGGAUAUAAGAAAGGCUGGUAAGAACUUCCUCGGAGGUCUUUUAUGAAAGUAAUUACAUCUUUAAUACUAGUGUGUUGCAAUAAUAUUGCACCUUCUUCUUUGAGGAGGUUGGCAGGUGCAGAAAUGUGGAGUAACACAUGCCUUAAAAGAUCAUACAAGUUGUGAUGUUAUGAAGAAAGCCUGAAAAAGAUUCUGUGACAUAAGUCUUUACCGAGUCAAUGAUUCGUGCAAAUUGUGUAGGCUGCUCUUACAUACACUUUGCUAUGUAACUGCAAUUUAGAGUAAAUUAAGUAUAACUGCGACUGAAUGGUUUGUGUAGGAAAUGCGUAGUAGAUCUUUGAGGCACAUUGGAAUAUUUUAUUGGCUAAGAUUCAACUGUUGAAGAGUAGUUGGUAGAAAUAAAACAUGGUUUGUUGUAUUUUCUGUGUGGUAUUCAAUUGGAAUUGCCAGUAAAUCAUAAUUCGGAAAUCUUUUUUUUCUUUGUCUCAGUUUUGGAAAAAAAGGUUUCUGAAAAUCAUUAGGAAAGAUAAUGAAGUUAAAGGAAGAAUUCGGAUGCAUAGAAAUAUUACUUAUUCCGUAGUAGUAGAAAUUCUUUGCACAGCGCCCUUUAUGCAAAAUUCAGGGUGCUAAUUUUCACCUAAAAACAAAAUAAGCAGUGUUUCUGUUGUAUUUGUCAAGACAAAUUUAUUCGUCUUCCCUUUAAUGAAACAAAACAAAUUGUUGCUGAUGUUAAUGCCCUCAGCGGCCAGUAUUUUAGUCGACACCAGAAGCAAUUUUUGGGAUUGUAAAUAGCCCCUCUUGUAGGUGGUACCAUUUUAACUCAAAGCUUUCUAAAAAGUACUGCAGUGUUUGAUGCAGCAAUAUUAUAACUAUUUAUUCAAAAAUUAAAAAAUAUAGUCAUACAUUAAAUAUCAAAAACAGUAAAACAUUUUGUGUUUCUGAGAGAGUUCUUGUCUUAAGUAUUUUUCAAAGGCAAAGUUUAUCUUCGGUUUUGUACAACGUCCUUGUGCUUAAAAACCCCAAAUUAAAGCCAAAUGCAUCAGAAACAUUCUUCCAAAAAAAUGCUCACAUUUUUAAGAAAUCAUUUUAAAAUGCUUAAUGUUUUGUUGUUAAAUCACAUUGAUUUAAUUUCGUUAUUAAAAUUUUUCUACAUUGAUUUUCUACAUAAACAUUACACGCAAGUACAUGUACUGUACAUAGAUGACACUGCAGCGCAUGCAGACGACCGAAAGUUAGCGUUCCAUAUAUUGCGUUUUGAUUGGUCCGAGGUGAUGAGUGUCAGCUGAACCAAUACCACCUCCGACCAAUCAAAACACACCCAUGGACAGCUGUCAAUGCAAGUUUAUCCAAUGAAAUCAUUGUAUCCAAUAAAAUCGCUGGUUCUAAAAUGCAAGUACCAGUCUUUAUGUGGCUAAAGACGGGGGACCAGUCUUGCAAAAUGAUAGCGAAAUGUCGUCUGCUUCUGACAGACUAGGCCCAGACGUCUUUAUGCCAUUUCUCAUUUUAACAGUGAACAGUGUGCGCUGCCUUCAAUUAAUUCUGACCAUUAAAUUAUCAGAGAAGAACGACCGUCAGCGAAGUAAGCUACAAACGUAAACAUCAGUCUCCGAAAUGUCAAUCUUUAAUUUGUUUUUUUCUUCAUGGAGGUGGAUUUAUGAAGACCUGCCAUGAUGGUGAACUUCUUAAGUCGGUUUUGUAACAGGAGCACUCAAUUUAGUCGCUAUUAAGUCGUUUAAUCCCUGAUUUUUCAUUGCUUCGUUUUGGACUUGGAAUUGGAUCAUGUGGAUUGGACCAUGGACAGUCACACACACAGUGUGGCCGCAUGGCAGGAGAGGAUCAACCAUGCAAACCGGAAAAUUACUCACUACGUUUGCCGUUUUGGUUUGGGACUUCCCAGCUUCAGCAGGCGAAGUGACGGCCAGGUUUCUGCCUCAUGGACAAAAGGGUUAGUUGAGGAAUCACUUUUUAUAGAAUUUUAUUAAUUAAAACUUUACCAAACUUAAAAAUAAAUUAAGCAAAAACUGUCAGAAUAGUACAUGUACAUGUAGGUCCUAAAAGUUAAAAGUAGAAGUAGCCCCACUUGUCACUUGUUGUUUGGCCAAGGCUAGCUGAAUCCUUGAAUCCUUAGGAUUCAGCUAGCCUUUGGCCAAUUGGCCACACAAGUGGGGCUAAAACUGUCCCUGCCCCCUGGCCUGUGUCACUGUCAAUGUCACUGUCCGCAUCUGUCAAGUGUCAUGUCUGUAGUGACAGUGUGGACUUUGCUGAGUUGUGAGUACCAGUCGAGAUGAAGAUUUUUUAAUAGACCAUACGAACCAUACAAACCAAAUAAUGGACUCCCAAAUAACUCCUUUGUGGCUUUUACUUAGUGUGACUGUACUGUAUGUAGGGCAGGCCGUAUCCGCGUCAAAACAUAUAUUGUACAUCAAUGCACACAUUCCUCGUUUGAUUUCUAUGAUGGCUUACACACUGCAAUCGCUCACAGACACCAUGUUGUUGGCAGGUAGUUGAACGGUGACGUCCCUGCAUUUAUUUUAAAAAAAUUGUUUACCAAAAAUGUAUGGCUUUUUUCUGCUUUGAAGUGGUGCAUUUUAAGAGAAUGUUCGUUGUCUUUUACUUGAGUUUACAUGGCUUAGUCAUGUUUUCAUAUUGACACAGAUAUUCCCAACAAAUUGGUGAGGAAAAGUUCCCCAAUUAAACGCAUGGUGAAGUGAAGUUUGAUUGGGAUUCUAACGAUCCAUCACAUAAGAUUGUAGAAUCUGGCUAUGUAUGAGGUUUCUCACACAUUAAAAGAGAACAAAGGAAAUUUAGGCCCCGUGGGAUGUGGCCUAUAAAAGUUUUUGUCAUCGCUCACCAUGAAAGUCUCAAGUUCAGUUAAAACCUGUCUUUGCCAUCAAGGCUACAUCCCCAUCACAAUCACCGAGACUGUAGUACCGCCCAUUUCGGGUGCUAGUUGCUCGUUCAUGGUUUACAUCACCCCUUUUGGGUACGAUAAUGCCUGGCUCAUCAAAAAUUUUGCCUUUUUUACAAGCGUAAAAAGCUUCAGAUCGCUGCAAAGAUGAAGCCUGCCUAGUGAAAGCAUCGGUGAGCGACGCACCUGUUUGUUGCAAGCGAGAUGAACGUUACACAUUUAAUUCCUUAUAUCUUUCAAACAUUUCUCACCUGUAAUCAUCAGGUUUAUAGAAAAAUUGUACUAUAUUUUACUUUGAUUAUCAACCAAAUACUUCUAUUAAAUUUCAACAGCUGAUCCACUUCCCAAGUAGUUUCCAAUAAAAACAGCAUUGUUAGGUUAAAUUGCAUCGUCAUCAGAAUUUGUUUGGGGCGGACUUACAAAUUCCAUACAACCAACCCUGGCCCCAAUUUUUGUUUUAUAUCAUAUUCACACUGUACUUGAAGACCACAAAUUUGAAAGGGAAAAAUUGAAAGGGAAAAUUCCAAUUAAAACUGGAAGAUUCUCAUGCCUGGCCAUUUCUAUUAAACCAAUCCUCAAAUUACUAAUCCAUAAAAUUUGUUGUUGAUGGAAACACUUUUAUUUAGGGCAGAAAUUAAGGGGAAAGAUCGUCCAAAACGCAAUUUCACGACCUUCACUUCGCUGGGGGCCAAGCUGCUACUUUAGCCCAUGAAAUGCCCAAUUCUUACUCUAACGCGCCUAUUUACCUUUUUUCAUUUCAACGCCACCCCCCCCCCCCCAAAAAACAAAAUAUAUAAACAAAUAAAAUAAAUUUAUAAAAGUCCAGGUUAUGGGCCUCGUGAAAGGACGCCAUCGCGAGUAAAUAUUUAAAAAGUUCUCUUUUCAUCAGACUUUUUUAUAUAAAAAUUGUAGUUUUUACUAACAAUUUUUUUUUACUUUGUUACCAAAAAGCCUUUUUCCUUAUUGAUUGACAUGAUUGAGAAAUUUAAUAUGAGACCAAUCAAUUUUUCUUUCCAAAAAUCAACUUCACAUAUAGACCUUAUAAAACUACUUUUAAUUUGGACUCUUCAAAUUGCUGUUGCCUGGUAAUAAAAACUUAGUUAAAAAGGUCACUCUGUUACUCUUUUGGUAACAAAGUCAUGGUAACAGAGAGUCAUCUUGUUGAAAACUAACUACACAAAUCUGCAUGUUUCUGCCGUUACAGGGAUUGUGUAGUCUAUACGUAUUUGUUAAUGCCUGUAUUGUUGGGGAAAAUCUCUUGAACACUUAAUAUCCAAUUUAAAUAUAUACAAGAAAACUACAUGUAAGCUGUGAACUUUUCAUUUCAAUGGGUGGUCAUGUUUUUGAGAUAUCGCCAGGGAUUAUUUCCAGGCAUGAAGUUUAAAAAUAAAACAUAUUCUGUAAACCAUUA
This is a messenger RNA of Asterias rubens (European starfish), 21855 nucleotides long. Its product is annotated as twitchin-like. Bases 39 to 16202 code for a protein of 5387 amino acids. The record is from RefSeq and is a predicted model, not a curated record. The transcript has 72 exons. Gene Ontology annotation, molecular function: protein kinase activity; ATP binding; protein binding. NCBI's taxonomy places the organism in Eukaryota, Metazoa, Echinodermata, Asteroidea, Forcipulatida, Asteriidae. Gene Ontology annotation, biological process: protein phosphorylation.